AUGUUCAAAUUUGUCAUUGUCUUUGCUGCCUGUUUGGCCUAUGCCAGUGCUGUUGUUGUGGCUCCCACAACUUUCGCUGCCGCUGCGGCACCCGCUGUCGCUUAUGCCAAUGCUCCUCUUUAUGCCGCUGGUGGUAGCAGCCAGGUUGAUGUACGUCACAACUACGAUGGUACCUUGUCUUCAUACACCACCACACCUUUCGCCUAUGCUGGUCCCUACUCUAGCCGUUAUGUAGCUGGUCCAGCUGCUUAUGCUGCCCCAACUGCCUUUGCUGCCCCAGCUAAGUUUGUUGCUCCAGCUAAUUAUGCUUCUCCUGUCGCUUUUGCUGCUCCAGCUAAAUAUGUUUCUCCCGCUGGUGUUGUAGCUCCCUAUGCUAACGCUUAUGCCACUCCCUAUGCUGCUUCAUACGCCGCUCCCUAUGCCACCUACCCAGCCGGUGUUGCUGCUACAUAUGCUGCCCCAGCUGUUGCCGCCCCUGCCCAAGUUGUAGCUUAAGAGCUUGUAAAGCCAAUUAUUUU
Messenger RNA from Musca vetustissima, 518 nucleotides. Its product is annotated as cuticle protein 16.5-like. The record is from RefSeq and is a predicted model, not a curated record. The transcript has 2 exons. NCBI's taxonomy places the organism in Eukaryota, Metazoa, Arthropoda, Insecta, Diptera, Muscidae. Bases 1 to 495 code for a protein of 164 amino acids.